Molecule: messenger RNA, 1559 nt
Organism: Eutrema salsugineum
Lineage: Eukaryota; Viridiplantae; Streptophyta; Magnoliopsida; Brassicales; Brassicaceae
Product: serine/arginine-rich splicing factor SR45
Exons: 12
Coding region: 112-1341 (409 amino acids)
Biological process (GO): mRNA splicing, via spliceosome
Cellular component (GO): nucleoplasm; cytoplasm; ASAP complex
Molecular function (GO): RNA binding
Source: RefSeq, a predicted model, not a curated record
AGUCCGGGAAAAAAAAAACAAAUUCACAGUCUCUUGUAUUCUUUUAUCCGCUAGGGUUUUUGAAGAAGCAGGGUUUCGAUUGUGCGUCGCGAUUUUGCUCGAUUAUCGCCCAUGGCGAAACCAAGUCGUGGCCGUCGCUCCCCUACCUUUUCUGGAUCGUCAUCUCGGUCUAGCUCCAGAUCUCGCUCGGUUUCGAGCCCGUCAAGGUCUCUUUCGCGCUCCCGGUCCCGUUCUAGAUCGAUCUCUUCAUCUUCUUCUCCUUCGAGGAGCGUCAGUUCAGGGAGUCGCAGUCCUCCACCUCGUGGAAAAAGUCCUACUGGACCAGCUAGGCGAGGUCGCUCUCCUCCUCCUCCACCUCAAUUUAAAGGAGCCUCCUCACCUUCUACGAAAGCUUCACCUAUUCAAGAAUCUCUUGUUCUUCAUAUUGAUUCUCUUAGCAGGAAUGUGAAUGAAGGCCAUUUGAAAGAAAUAUUUGGCAACUUUGGUGAAGUGAUACACGUUGAACUUGCGAUAGACCGAGCUGUUAAUCUUCCAAAAGGAUUUGCUUAUGUUGAGUUCAAGGCAAGAGCUGAUGCUGAGAAAGCGCAGCUGUUUAUGGAUGGCGGCCAAAUUGAUGGAAAUGUUGUUAAAGCAAAGUUCACACUACCACCUCGUCGGAAAGUAUCUCCACCCCCUAAACCCGUCUCAAGUGCACCGAAAAGAGAUGCUUCAAAAUCUGAUAAUGCCGACAUCGAGAAAGAUGGGCCCAGGCGUCCUAGAGAGACUUCUCCGCAACGGAAAACAGUACUUUCUCCAAGAAGGCGAUCACCUCUACCUAGGAGAGGCGCAUCACCCAGGAGAUUACCUGAUUCUCCCCCUCGCCGAAGGCCGGGCUCUCCUAACCGCCGCCGUGGUGAUACACCACCUAGGCGCAGGCCAGCAUCGCCAUCGAGAGGACGUUCUCCAUCUUCUCCUCCCCCUCCAAGACGAUAUAGAUCUCCCCCAAGGGGAUCCCCUAGAAGAAUCCGUGGUAGUCCUGUUCGAAGACGGUCUCCUCCUCCUCUAAGGCGAAGGUCACCUCCAAGGAGAGUGCGUAGUCCUCUGAGAAGAUCUCCAAUUCGCAGGCGUAGCCGAUCGCCAAUCCGUAGACCUGGUCGCUCUCGUUCAAGGUCCAUCUCACCCCGCAGGGGACGAGGUCCAGCUGGGAGACGUGGGAGGUCAUCUUCGUACUCUAGUUCCCCAAGUCCCAGAAGGAUUCCUAGGAAGAUAUCAAGGAGCCGCAGUCCUAGGAGGCCACUGAGAGGAAAAAGAAGCAGCAGUAAUAGCAGCAGCAGCAGCUCACCGCCGCCUCGCAAAACAUAAGAUAAUAAGAACAGAAAUUAAGAAGAAAACAUGUUUCCUUUCAGUUCUCUUCUCCAUCUUUUAUGUCCCCAGAUUAUCUGUGUCUGCCUCUUUUCUUAGAACAUCAAAUUGUUUUUAUCCGUGACCAAAUGAGAGUUGUGGCUUCUGUAGUUUUCCUAGUGUUGAAUGCUUUGUGGAUCUCCCAUUAUUUGGUUAUUAAUAGUCUUAUGUUGUUAUGA